UCUGCUGGUACUCUCUCUUAGUGUCUGUGAUUCUCCACCACCAUUUUUGCUAAAGCCUCAUUAACCUUUAUAAAAAGCAAAUGGAAAAAAACUUGGUUUUCUCCUCAAUUCCAGUCUAUUUAGAUCCUCCCAAUUGGCACCAGCUGCAGCAAUCAAAUCAACAACAAGGAAUAAUUAGUGCUGCUCAUGAUCAAACUCCACAGCUUCCACCUCUUCCUCCACAGCCUCCUCUUGUGGGGGCUGGUGCAGGCUCAAUCCGACCGGGGUCAUUGGCUGAUCGAGCCAGGCUAGCAAAGAUUCCGCAGCCAGAAGCAGCCCUCAAGUGCCCAAGGUGUGACUCCACCAACACUAAAUUUUGCUAUUUCAAUAACUACAGCCUCUCUCAACCGCGCCAUUUCUGCAAGACAUGCCGGCGGUACUGGACUAGGGGGGGUGGCAUAAGAAAUGUUCCGGUGGGAGGCGGUUGUCGGAGGAAUAAGAAGAGUAAAAACAGUGGUAGUGGCUCCAAGUCAUCACCAGUCUCAUCCAUUGAGAGGCAAUUAGUUGGUGGUUCAAGCUCCACAAGUGCAAUUCCUUCGGAGAUGAUCCGUCACUUGCCUCUUCAUCAACAAGGUUCUCAUCAGUUGCCUUUCUUGGGAUCUUUGCCCAAUAUGACUCAGUAUAGUGCUGGGAAUUUUGGCUUGAAUUUUAGUGGAAUUCAGGGAAGCAUUGGAGGGACAAAUACCGGUGUCGGCGGCCAGACUGAUGUGGGGUUUCAGAUAGCAACUAAUUCAGGAGGAGUGCAGCAAUUUCCUUUCUUUGAGGCACAGACAGAAGGCUUGUUUUCAUUUCAAAGUGAAGGAGUUGAAGGAGUGGAAGGAGGGUCUUCGAGGGUUGGAGAUAGCCUGCAGCUUCGGGCAAUGACUAGUACUUCAAGCUCUAGGGUUUCUCAGCCAGCUCCAGUGAAGAUGGAAGAAAACCACGGGGGUUUAUCAAGGCAACUUUUGGGUAAUUUGGAGAGUAAUAAUCAGUAUAAUUGGAGUGGUGGAAAUACUUGGACGUCGCAUUUAUCAGGUCUCGGUUCUUCCUCCACUACUCAUCUUCUAUAAGAUUAAUUAAUGGUAAUAUCUGGAUUUGCGACUCUCAAACCCUCCAGAAUUGUCUAAUAAUUAAGAUGGUGUGGGAUUGGAUUAGUCUCUUCAUGAUCAGAUAGGGAUCGAUCCAAAGGUAGAACUGGGUUUUAUGUCCUAAUUAAUAAUUUGCUGCUUUUGGUUGAAGAAUUAGUAUUGAAGUUUGUGUUGUUAUUGUAUUUUCUAUACGUCGAAUGUGUGUGAUCUUGAGGUCAUUGGUGGCUGUUGUUUCCUGAGAUGAUGAGCUGAGAUCAUAUUUAAGAUUAAUCCUAGAUAUCAAUGGCAACUUGUUUCA
Messenger RNA from Tripterygium wilfordii, 1404 nucleotides. RefSeq names its product dof zinc finger protein DOF2.2-like. Gene Ontology annotation, biological process: regulation of DNA-templated transcription. Gene Ontology annotation, molecular function: DNA binding; DNA-binding transcription factor activity. The record is from RefSeq and is a predicted model, not a curated record. The coding region runs from base 81 to 1088 and encodes 335 amino acids. The transcript is spliced from 3 exons. NCBI's taxonomy places the organism in Eukaryota, Viridiplantae, Streptophyta, Magnoliopsida, Celastrales, Celastraceae.